Selaginella moellendorffii is the source of this 912-nucleotide messenger RNA. RefSeq names its product bidirectional sugar transporter SWEET4. Gene Ontology annotation, cellular component: membrane. Gene Ontology annotation, molecular function: sugar transmembrane transporter activity. The coding region runs from base 1 to 912 and encodes 303 amino acids. The transcript has 7 exons. The record is from RefSeq and is a predicted model, not a curated record. NCBI's taxonomy places the organism in Eukaryota, Viridiplantae, Streptophyta, Lycopodiopsida, Selaginellales, Selaginellaceae. Gene Ontology annotation, biological process: carbohydrate transport.
AUGCGGAGGAGCACUGAAACUGCUGCUGCCUGCGUGUUGAUGCCCCGGUGGUUGCAGUUGAUUCACGCUUUGUGGAUGUUGGGAUUCUGUGAAACGCUUUGGUUCUUCGCUUUUCUGAUCUUCGAACAGCGAUCACCGGCCGGAUUGUCGAACUCUGCGCGCUCGGAGAUGGCGGUUAGCAUGCAGAUCUUGCUGGGGAUCUUAGGAAACAUCACUGCGGUCGCACUCUUCAUCUCGCCAGCGCCGACCUUCUGGAGGAUCUUGCGGAUGAAAUCGACGCAGGACUACUCGGGCCUGCCGUAUGUGUGCACGCUCUUCAACUGCAUGCUGUGGGUCUUCUACGGCAUGCCUUUCGUCAAAACAAACGGGAUGCUUAUCAUCACCAUCAACGCCGCCGGAUGCGCCAUCGAGACGGUCUACCUCCUCAUCUAUCUCAUCUACGCUCCGAAGCUCGCCAAGAUGAAGGUGUUGCGGAUGCUUGGGGCCGUGCUGGCUGCGUUUGCCAUGGUCGUGGCGCUCACGAUGCUCCUGGCGCACACCCAUGACGCCCGGACUACGAUCGUCGGCUCGGUUUGCGUGGUGGUGGCGGUUGCCAUGUAUGUCUCGCCAUUAAGCGUCAUGAAACUUGUCAUCCAAACACGGAGCGUCGAGUACAUGCCGUUUCUGCUCUCGCUGUUCGUGCUGAUCAACAGCCUCGUGUGGAUGUUGUAUGCAGUGGCCACCAAAGAUAUAUUCAUCGGGAUUCCAAAUGGCUUGGGAGUUUUGGCGGGCGUGGCUCAGCUGCUGCUCUACCUCGUGUAUCGAAAUGCCAAGCCAGAAGCGGGGAGAUCCCCCGAUGAGAUCGAAGAUGGCGUGGGAAUGAAACCUCUGGAAAGCCACCACAACAACAAUGCUAAUAACGUUAGCAAGUAG